GCUGGUGGGACGGAUCGUCGCCCGCGGCGCUUUCGCUGCCGCUUGUGAAGAUUUUUAUUUGCUUCCGCACAAUCACGCCCACGGGCGCUGUGUGCGUGUGUGUUGGGUUGGCUUUUUUUUUUUUUGGCUUUUUUUUUGGAUUUUUUUUUUUUUACCUCCUUCUUCUUCUGCUGGUGGAAAGCCCUAAUUACUGCGAUUGCUGAUGGACCUUGGAAAGAAGGCUGCACUGGUGCCCCGCUCCGCAGUCGGACACGCUCAGCUUGCGCCGGACAGGGCGGCCGCUCGCCCGCCGCCCCCCGCCAGCUCCGCGGGCCCCCGCGCUCCCCCGGCCGCGGCUCAGGACGCUACCGCCCGGCUCCUGCGAGCCAGGAUUUUACUUUCGCCUCGCCGUUUCUCCUGCUUCUCUUGGAUUACUUGGCUGCUCCCGCUCGCUGAUCCCGCGCGAUGGAGAAAUCCAGUGCAGUAUUAAUCCACGGAGGUGCAGUGGGGACAGUUGGCAGUACAAUGGCUUCUCAGUACCUCGUAGUGGCUCUGGCCGUUUUCUCCUCUUUUACCCAGGUUGUAAUAGAAGCCAGCUCUUGGUGGUCUUUAGGGAUGAAUCCCAUGAACCCCAUGAACCCUGUUCAGAUGUCAGAGGUGUAUAUAAUAGGAGCCCAGCCACUAUGUAGCCAGCUAGCAGGGCUUUCCCAAGGACAGAAGAAACUCUGCCAAUUGUAUCAGGACCAUAUGCAGUUCAUUGGAGAGGGUGCAAAGACGGGCAUUAAGGAGUGCCAGUAUCAGUUCAGACAUAGAAGAUGGAAUUGCAGCACUGUGGACAACAACUCUGUUUUUGGCAGAGUCAUGCAGAUAGGCAGCCGCGAGACGGCGUUCACCUACGCGGUGAGCGCGGCCGGCGUGGUCAAUGCCAUGAGCCGCGCCUGCCGGGAGGGAGAGCUCUCCUCCUGUGGCUGCAGCCGAGCUGCACGGCCCAAGGACUUGCCCCGGGACUGGCUUUGGGGUGGCUGCGGGGAUAACAUCGAGUACGGAUACCGCUUUGCCAAGGAAUUCGUGGACGCCCGGGAGCGUGAGAGAGUUUACCAGCGAGGCUCCUACGAGAGCGCCCGGAUCAUGAUGAACCUGCACAACAACGAGGCUGGGAGAAGGACGGUGUACAACCUGGCUGACGUGGCCUGCAAGUGCCACGGCGUCUCCGGUUCCUGUAGCCUGAAGACCUGUUGGCUGCAGCUGGCCGAUUUCCGCAAGGUAGGCGAUGCCCUGAAGGAGAAAUACGACAGCGCCGCCGCCAUGAAACUCAACAGCCGGGGCAAGCUGGUGCAGGUGAACAGCCGCUUCAACGCCCCCACCAUCCACGACCUGGUGUACAUCGACCCCAGCCCCGACUACUGCGUGCGCAACGAGAGCACCGGCUCCCUGGGCACCCAGGGCCGCCUGUGCAAUAAGACCUCGGAGGGCAUGGACGGCUGUGAACUCAUGUGCUGCGGCCGGGGGUACGACCAGUUCAAGACGGUGCAGAGGGAGCGCUGCCACUGCAAGUUCCACUGGUGCUGCUACGUGAAAUGCAAGUUGUGCACAGAGAUCGUGGACCAGUUUGUGUGCAAAUAGGGGGACAGGACGAGGUGGGAGGAACUGCAGCCGCCUGCCAGCGAGGGGUGCAGGCCCCUCUCCCUUUCCACAGGACUAUCUCCACUUUUUAUUUAUAGAGUCCAAUGAGUUGUUGUCUUCUUUUAAGAAAAUAAAAAAAAAGGAAAAAAAAAAAGGGCGGGGGAAGGAAAAAAAAAAGAAAAAAGAAAAAUAUAAAGGUUGCAAAGAGAAGUGCCUGGAAACCCUCUCUGUGUCCAUCCCAGAACUGUGUUAGGCUUAUAUUUUUGGCAAUAACGGGCGAGAAUCUGAGAAUAUUUAUUUUACAAAGUUAAAAAAAAAAUUGACUUUUCUUACAAACAAUAGAGUAGUUUGAGGGGAAAAUCCGACAUAUCCUAAUUUAGUCCCAUGGAACGUAAUACUUGUGCAGUAGGCAGAGCAACCAUGUAAUGUGCUUGGGAUGCUAGAACAAUCCUUAUGGAUGUGAGGAACACACAGACCUGUCCAUGACUUUUAGUUUCAGACACUAGAAGUUGCUAGAAUAGGGUAUAUAAAGCUGUUCAGUGCGUGUAGGGCUCUGUAAAUAAGGGGUAUAUUCAGCCUGAAGUGCUGUGUUGGUUGCAUAUCUGACUGUUCCCACAGUGUCACCGGAGGGCAAAGAGCAAAGAAUCAGAAGGGCUUUAGCUGCGCUAUCCCUGAGUCACAGGGGCUGGUUCCAAAACCUACCAAGACUGAGGAAAAAAAAA
Molecule: messenger RNA, 2324 nt
Organism: Neopelma chrysocephalum (saffron-crested tyrant-manakin)
Lineage: Eukaryota; Metazoa; Chordata; Aves; Passeriformes; Pipridae
Gene: WNT5A
Product: Wnt family member 5A
Exons: 5
Coding region: 445-1602 (385 amino acids)
Biological process (GO): multicellular organism development; canonical Wnt signaling pathway; neuron differentiation
Cellular component (GO): extracellular region
Molecular function (GO): cytokine activity; frizzled binding
Source: RefSeq, a predicted model, not a curated record